UUUCGCUGGGGAGAGAUGGCUCUUACUCUCCAGGAUGUGUCGAUGCUGCUGGGACUACCAUUGGUGGGUGAUCCCAUAGGACCGUUGCAGGCACCAGCUGAUUGGCAGGAGGGUAUGGCAAUACGCUUUCAAGGUAUUCUUGCCGGAGCCGGGCCACUCACCUCGGAGGCUCACAGACCUAAGCUAGAUUGCUUGCUUAAUUACCAGAUUCAGAAGUUUGGAUAUUCAGAGACCCAAAUGACUGAGCCUCAGAUCACUCGGAGCCUUGAGGCAUAUAUAAUGUGGCUUCUCGGGAAGGUGAUGUUCACCGAGAACCACGUCACCACCAUUAGCGCACGCUACAUCCCUAUUGCAGUGGAGAUCGCGAAUGCAACUUGUGGUGACGACAUCACAUAGAGGAGUUGGGGUUCGGCCGUCUUAGCGGCUACGUACCGAGAACAGGCGGAGGUGGGCCAUCAGACCGUUAAUACGGGAUCCAAUAGUUCAGGUGGCCAUUUUCAAAUUUGCAGAAGAUGCCUCAUUUUAACCUGAUAUGUCAUGAUUAAUACGAUUAUUGCUUUUACAAUAUAAUACGAUUAUUUGGUUACAUAUUCAAGCAGAUAUUAAGUGCCAAAGUUGCUCAUGGGACUAUGGGAGAUCUUGCAAAAUCUAAACUGUAUAUGUUACGAAAGUAGAAGACCAGAGAAACAAUACACGGAAAGGGGAAACGCGAGGAAUAUGUAAAGGCAAAAAUGUGUGUUGAACUUGCAGUGCACUUAACACAUGCAUCUUGUACGGACUCCUUCCCACCCAUAUCAAGUGACUCAAAUUUUUCCCAAUAUGGAUGUAUCUAUGACCAAAGAGCGUCUAGAUAUAUGUAAUAUUUCGUCACGGAAGAAAUAUAUCCCUGUACUACCAAAAUAAAUAGAUGCUGGAGGAUAUUUCACCUUUAAGUUGACAAGCUUUUGUCGUAUUUGAUGUAUAACUACUUUAUUCACGAAAGUAACUAUUGUACAGUAUGCAACUAUUAUCACCACUGGCGGUUCAUUGAUUAGGAACUCAUAAUAUGUUUUCUAUCGCUGAUUCAACUAGUUUCUCCCUGGCAAA
This is a messenger RNA of Brachypodium distachyon (stiff brome), 1086 nucleotides long. RefSeq lists its product as uncharacterized. Lineage: Eukaryota; Viridiplantae; Streptophyta; Magnoliopsida; Poales; Poaceae. The transcript is spliced from 4 exons. Bases 16 to 396 code for a protein of 126 amino acids. The record is from RefSeq and is a predicted model, not a curated record.